Molecule: messenger RNA, 1365 nt
Organism: Nicotiana tabacum (common tobacco)
Lineage: Eukaryota; Viridiplantae; Streptophyta; Magnoliopsida; Solanales; Solanaceae
Product: basic leucine zipper 23-like
Biological process (GO): DNA-templated transcription; regulation of transcription by RNA polymerase II
Molecular function (GO): RNA polymerase II cis-regulatory region sequence-specific DNA binding; DNA-binding transcription factor activity, RNA polymerase II-specific
Source: RefSeq, a predicted model, not a curated record
UUACAUAUUUCUGAAUAAUUUAGCUCAAGAUAUAUGCCGUUUUAACUUUUUCCUUCUAUGUUAUGAUGUGACAAAAUCUGGGUUUUUUGGUGCAUACAUGGCUUGUACUCACAUUUGCUUUAGGAUUUUUUAAUCUUGUUUUGAGAUAGUCUGAAAAUAGUUGAAUGGAUGUACAUGAUUUAUAUAGGGACCAUAAUUAGUGUGGGAUUGAGGCGCAGUUGCUGUUGGUCAGAGAGGGUGGAGGCAGAGGGAUCACGCUUUAAAAUCUGAGGGUUCAGUGUAUUAUGCGCGUGUCACUGUGUGCGUGUGUGUCUGUGUUUUGCUUUGUGUAUAUGUAUACAUCGAUUGAGCCAAAAGUAGUGGGAAUCUGCAUCCCAAGGAAUAAAGAUCGAUACUCCUUUACAGUGGAUUGAGGCUGGUUCUUUUGGAUAUCUAUAAUGCACAACAGGGAGCUACAUUUCUCUAACCAAGAAAUGGGGUCAAGUUCUAAUUUUGGUGAAAUUCCAGAAUGUAGUUCCACUAAAAGGCUUUUCAAUGAAAUUCUCUCGGACAUGCACGCUUGUAUUCAUACCCACACUUGCAAUCCACCUGGUCCUGAUAACUCACACACACACACUUGUUACCAUGUUCACACCAAGGUUGUUCCUCCCCUAAGUGAUGAUACUGCAGAGUCUGCAGAGAAUAAGAUAGGAAAGAAACGCCCUUUGAGUAAUGAGGAAGCAGUUCGCAAGUACCGUGAGAAAAAUAAGGCUCGGGUUGCAUCAUUAGAGGAUGAGGUAGUGAGGUUGAGGGCUAUAAAUCAGCAACUGUUGAAGAGGUUACAGGGCCAAUCCGUCUUGGAAGCUGAAAUUAGCAAGCUCAAGUGCUUGCUUGUGGAUAUCCGAGGAAGGAUUGAAGGUGAUAUUGGAUUUUUUCCGUAUCAGAAGCCAAUGAAGAGUGGGAACAUAUAUCAGAAUCUUGUUAAUCCUAACUAUCCUGGAGCUUAUGUGAUGAAUCCUUGCAACCUACAAUGUGACGAUCAGGUUUAUUGUCUACAGCCGGGUUCGGGAGAGUUAAAUGGACAAGGCCUAAAUAGUUGUGGAUUUCAGACUCGUCAGUGUUUUUUGGGUAAUCAGGAACCUAAGGAAGUUACUGGCUGUGCAUGGGGCUAUGGUACUCCUACUGCUGAGGCUUCUUCCGGGAAUAAGAGAAAAGGAGGGAAACAUGAAGCAAUGGCGAGCUGGUCAUGAUCUGAAGGAGGUGUCUUUGGUCUGGAUAAUAAUGUAUAUCGUAUUAUGUUUCUUCUGCUUCUUUGGGAUUUCCUUCCGGUAUCUCUUCUUUGCUAAGUUCAAUUUUAUAAUAUUUCCCUGCUUCGAGUUGGUGGUC